CAGGGAGAGAGGGAGUAUAUAAGCCUGAGAGGUACUACCACAAGUUCAGAAACACUUGCGGGAGUAGAGCACCAACCAAGAGAUCCUCACAGCAAGAGAUCCAAGGAACUCACACUCCUCUUCUUCAAAACAGACUGGAAAGGAAAACAGAAAAAAUAACAAUAUGACUCAGUCCACUGCCCCAGCAAUCGAGAGCAUCUUCGGAAGCGAUCCUUUCUUCAGUCAGGAGAGGAUGGUCUUCCCCCCCAUGCACCACCAGGCCCUCUCCGGCGUCCAAGAGGACUUCUUUCAAAGGAGGUCCAACCUGGCCAGUGAUCUCCUCAAGGAGCUCCGCGAUGGGCACCCCAGUAUGCACCAGCUGCACGAGAGGGCCCACCUCCGAAUGGGCUCCCCAUUCAUGGAGAGGAGGAUCACAGGAGUUCCAGCAACAGAACAGAGCCAGGUGGCCGAGACAGGCCGGAGCCACAGCCCCCUGGCCCUGAGCCUAAACGUCCAAGGCUUCAACCCAGAAGACAUCACAGUCAAGCUGGAUGGACGGAGGCUAGCCGUGGUGGCCAUGAAACAGGCCAAAGCAGAAGAGGCUAAAUCCACCUCCUCCGCCACCUCUUCCUGCUCCUUUUCCUCCUCCUCGUCCCAACAGAAAGGCUUUGUCCAGAAAAUUGACCUGCCUGCCCACCUAGACCUGACAGCCUUGACCUGUUCUCUGGGAGAAGAUGGACAGCUGAGGAUCGAAGCUCCCACAGCCGCCCCCCAGCUGGAAGCUCCUACAGAGGAGCAGGAGGUCCCCCUCCACUUCAGAACCUCCCUGGACAUACCCAUAGCCAAGGGAACCAUGGAAGAGUCUACAACAGGGAAGACUUCAAAACCUUGAAUUACAAAGACUGUCUGAAUAUUUUAUAAAACACUUAAUUGUAUUAAUAUUCCGGUGGAUGACAUUGUGGAAAAUAAUUUAUAAUAUGCCUAUUUGAAUAAAUAUUAUUUAAUAAAGACAAUCUGAUAUUGGAAUUAUGGUUGCUAGAA
Oncorhynchus keta (chum salmon) is the source of this 1020-nucleotide messenger RNA. Its product is annotated as heat shock protein Hsp-16.1/Hsp-16.11-like. The transcript has a single exon. The coding region runs from base 164 to 871 and encodes 235 amino acids. Gene Ontology annotation, biological process: protein refolding; response to heat. Lineage: Eukaryota; Metazoa; Chordata; Actinopteri; Salmoniformes; Salmonidae. Gene Ontology annotation, molecular function: protein folding chaperone. The record is from RefSeq and is a predicted model, not a curated record.